AUGAAAUCUGUUAAUCAGCAACCAACUGUGCGACUUAUGAAUGCUGCUCAUGGAGAAGUACUGAUGCCUGUAGUAGGAUUAGGUACAGGAGGCUAUGGUAAACCUGAUGGUUCAGGUGGAGAAUAUUGGGGACCUGAGCAAGGCCAUAAUGCUAGUCUAGCAUGGUUAACAAUGGGCGGCAGACGUAUUGAUACUGCUGACUGUUAUGCUUCACUUAAUGGUAUUGGUACAGGUUGGGUAGCUAGCGGUGUACCUCGUUCAGAAAUAUUUAUUACAUCGAAAAUAGAUCCUACUAGCUAUGAUCAAGUACUUGAAAGAUUCGCUACCAUACUCAAAUCUUUACAAACCAACUAUGUUGAUCUUCUUCUCAUUCAUUGGCCAGGUGAAGAACCGGGUAAACCUGGAAUAACAAUUCCACCUUGUGUAAAAGAAGACGGAACUUGGAAAGAAUGUCGUAUUCAAUCAUGGCGAGCAUUCGAAACAUUAUUCAAUCAAAAACGAGUUCGUGCUAUUGGUGUGAGCAAUUAUGAAGUAAAUCAUUUAUUAGAAAUUUUUAAUUUAAAUUCCACUAUUCCUAGUGUUAAUCAAGUAGAAUUUCAUCCUUAUUGGCAUGAAGAUGAACUUCUAGAUUUUUGUCAAAAACAAGACAUUACAUUUAAUAGUUAUUCACCAAUUGGUGCUCCUGACUAUGCUAUAACACUUGGUCCUACUUGGAAUGCUAUUCCUGAUUUACGCAAACACCCAAAUGUUACUGCAAUUGCAAAGAAAUACGGUAAAACAUCGGCUCAAGUAAUACUUCGUUGGCAUUGGCAACAAGGAAUUGUAAUUAAUCCUCGUACUCGUGAUCCAGUACAUAUGAUGGAAAAUAUGUCUAUAUUUGAUUUUCAGCUUGACGAUCAAGAUAUGAUGACUCUAGGUUAUUUGAAUCGUCCAAUGAGCAAAGUGUGUGGUGAUGCAAGAUUGAUUUUGUAG
Molecule: messenger RNA, 972 nt
Organism: Adineta steineri
Lineage: Eukaryota; Metazoa; Rotifera; Eurotatoria; Adinetida; Adinetidae
Source: the annotation of a GenBank genome assembly